Kluyveromyces marxianus DMKU3-1042 is the source of this 2109-nucleotide messenger RNA. RefSeq names its product Atp22p (gene ATP22). NCBI's taxonomy places the organism in Eukaryota, Fungi, Ascomycota, Saccharomycetes, Saccharomycetales, Saccharomycetaceae. Bases 1 to 2109 code for a protein of 702 amino acids. The transcript has a single exon. The record is from RefSeq and is a predicted model, not a curated record.
AUGUUAAACAUCUCACGAUGCACCAAUCGACUUGGUGCAGUUGUUGUACAGCGAAGAUGGAUUGCGGGAGUGUCGAAGGAAACUAUGUUCGAUAUAAUAAAUAAUGCCAAAAGUUUGAAACAAUUGCAAAUACUCAAGAAUGAUGAAAGGGUGCAUACUUAUGUUGGAGAAACACUACGAAAUCCUACGCAGGAAACUGUUCAUGAAUUGAUGCAGGUGAAGAGGAAGAUGUUGCGUUCUCUUGGAAAGGAUUAUUUUUUGGCGGUGAAUUAUAUAGAGCAAAGCAUACCAGUAGAUGUCGACAGGCUCAAGUUCCGAACAGAAUUUCAGAAACAAGUGACACCAUAUCAAUAUGACAUGUUUGUCAAAACUCUCAGUCAUUUGAGAACCAAAAAAGGUUAUGAUAGGCCCACUAGGAGGAAAGAAUUAUACAAGGCUAUAGAGUUGCAUAGGUGGUGUAAUCCAAAAAUAACAAAAGAAUCCGGAAUUCUUCUUCCUGAAGAUAUCCACAAAUGGUUUUAUAUGUUUGUACCGAAAGAAGACCGCUUGAGUCAUUACAAUUUUCUAAUAGAAAACAACGUUGUAAUUGCGGGCGAUUCCGCAGAAAGGUUCCAGUCCCUGAUGCUCACUGGAUCACAAUUAGAAUACCAAGUGGCUACUUUCCAACAUUUCAUCAGAGAUCCAACUAAAAGGCAUCUCUUCGAGGAGAAAUUUAUUAUAAUGCAUGCGUUCAAACCUAUAAAGAACGUCGUUGAUACACUCAUCGAAAAUAAUGAUAUUGAGCAUAUUAAAGAGUAUUUUGAUGCUCUCAUAACAAGACUAGAACACGUUGAAUUGAAGAAUGAAAAAAUUCCUUAUGUUAUCAGAAAAUCGUACUUCAACCAGUUUAUGCUUUCACUCCUGUGUUUUGCAAGACACACAUAUUCUGUUGAAAUGUUCUUACAAGUAACCCAGGAAUUCUUGAAUUCGUUACCAAAAAAUACUCCAGUUACCUUUAUACAGAAACCAUUUGCUGAAAUAAUCAGUCAUUUCCAGAAAAACCAAGAUACAGAAACGGUGUUCAAACUUAUGAGCUUGUUCGACAAGUUCGCAUUAACUAAACCAAACAGUAAGUUUACAAACGAGAUGCUAGGACGCAUAGUACACUCAUUAAGGAGUUUUAAAGACCCAAAACUUACAAUGUCAUAUAUUUUGAGCACUUAUUGUGAUGAAAAGACUCGGAUAAGGUUGAAUUCUCUGGGCCUUUGGUGCUUAAUAUUUGAUAACAAGUUCGGUCAUUUACCUUUACAAACUAUUAGUCACCCUGAAAUGAGAAAGAAAUACAUCACUGUGAAUGUACCAAAGCGAUUGAAGUAUAAAGGAACACCGGACACAGCGAUUUUGAAUGAGUUAUACAUCGUGGUAUUUGACUACUACAAAAAGAAGUUAUCUAAAGAAGAGUAUAAAGAACUUGUUUUGAAAUGCUUCAGUGCGUACUGUCAUUACUUAAAAAAAGAUCUUCCCGAUAAUGAACGAUGGAAGAUUGACACUAGCAUUUUAAGAACGAUGAUACAUCGCGCAAAAUAUGAUCUAAGAGAUAAUAGACUAGCAUUUGAUAUGCUGAUAAAAUUCUAUUCUUUAAAUUUGAAACCGAGAUUUGAUUCUAAAAGCGCGCCAUUCGGGCUUGUCCUUUAUGGAAAUGAUAGCAUUUCGCAAGAAGAGUUCAACCAGGUUUUGAAACUCAUGCAGGAGUGUAACGCACCCAUGGACUCGAAACUAUUCAUCACUAUCAUUCUGAGAUUCCUUAAAUCAGAUGAUAUUCAUUCGGCUCAUGAAUGGUAUAACCGUUUUUUGAAAGUGGGAUUUCAUCUAAAGCAUUUUACAUUAAUAGAAGAAGCAAAAAGGCUUGAAUGGAAAGUACCUGAAACUGCCGAAAAGUACUAUCAAGAAUGCGAAGAGAAGAAUAAACUUGAAAAAAAUGAAAGUUUCGACGAUAUUUACUUGCAAAGUCCUGUGGAAGACUCCUACACGGAAGAGAUUUUGAAGAUUGCAGAAAAGCUUGGUGAGUUUGUCAAUGUUUCAGAAAACAAAAGAGAAGAAUCAAGCAAAACCAUAAUUGAAGACUGCUGA